Jaminaea rosea is the source of this 643-nucleotide messenger RNA. RefSeq names its product tryptophan synthase beta subunit-like PLP-dependent enzyme. NCBI's taxonomy places the organism in Eukaryota, Fungi, Basidiomycota, Exobasidiomycetes, Microstromatales. Gene Ontology annotation, cellular component: cytoplasm. The transcript has a single exon. Gene Ontology annotation, biological process: L-cysteine biosynthetic process. The record is from RefSeq and is a predicted model, not a curated record. Bases 132 to 497 code for a protein of 121 amino acids.
GUACUGAAAUCUUAUCCGUUCCUAGCCCAUUCGCCUUCGAAAGAAACACCCUCCUCACAAAUGCACACUCACCCAAUCGGCCAGGCAUACUGGCAGGCAUUGCCAACACGCCACUCGUCGAGCUCACCAUCAUGCGACCCGCACGCGGUGCCCGUGUCUACAUCAAGCUGGAGCCGUGCAACCCCACCGCAUCCUACAGGGACUGCAUGGCACUGACCAUGAUCGAAGCAGCAGAAGCAAGGGGGCACCUUCGCCCUUCAACCCGCGGAGAGGCGGCUACAGUGGUCAAGGCCAUCUCAGGGAACACUAGCAUGUCCUUCGCCAUGGUGUGCGCCGCCAAGGGGUGCAACUUCGUCGCUGUGACAUCAGAUGUAUUCGCUCAGGAGAAGCUGCAGUCGAUGACCGCCUUUGGAGAUCGACUGGACAUCAUCGAGAGCGAGAGUGGCAAGAUCGACAAGGCCUUGAAGGGUUUGCUCAUCCAGAGAGCCCGGAGCUAGGCAGCGGAAGUUGGCUCAAGGCACACGAGAUCGUCGUCACGGUCUUGUGCGACUCAAGGCUCCAGUACCUCAGCGUGCGUUUUCCAGCACGGCUAGUAAGACAGCCGCACAGAAUCGGUGGCCGUUGAUGAAUUGAGUGGUCGAAC